AUGUGCUUUUCGACCGAAGACCCGGCGACCUCGAUCGAUGUGACGCCGGACGGCCAGUGUAUCAUCAUCGCCUUCUCCAACGGCUCGGUGCGCCUCUUUGAUAUCAACAGCUCGUGCACGGAAGAGCGGUAUGGCUAUCUUCUCGGACACCUCGACGAAGAGCUCAACCAGCAAAUGACGCCGGCGACGGUCCGGCUCAAGGUGACGCCGGACGGGUCCUACUGUUUCGUGGGCUGUCGCGGCACGUCGCCCAAGACCGUCAUGGCCAUCCACUUGGACCGCUUCCGCCACCACAAGAGCAGCGAAGACGAGACCAAUUUGCUCAAAUUCUUCUUCAGCGACGCCAAGUUGCGGGGCUUUGCGGAUGCAUCCGACAAUACGGCCACGGACCCGCAGAAGAAAUCGUACUUUCUACUCUUUGGCCUCGGCGUGCAAAAUUUCCGGCUCUGGAAGUUUGAACAGGCCGAGAACCGCCGGCCCAUGUGGACGUACCUUCGCCAGUUCAACUCUGCGAGCAACACGGCCAUGCACGCAGCCUUCUUCUCUGCGUCGUCGGCCGGCCUCUCGUUUGCUGGCGUCGGCCUGGACAGCAACCUCCGCAUCUUUACGUUCACAACCGACUCGGCGCUCAUCGAGGGCGGCGAGACAAGCCAAGUUGUGGUCCCCAACACCAAGGACAUUACGUACAUCAAGGGCCAGUACGCGUACGGCUACACCAACGUGGGUGGCUUUUACCGCCACUCGCUCCUCGAACCAUCGGCGCCGCGGCAAGAGUUUUUGCUCAACGUGGAUGCGUCCAACGCGCGGUCCCGCGGCGCGGGCAUCGUCGACCACAUUUACGCGACCGAGAAUGGCAACCACGUCUUGGCGCUGGCCGAUGGCACCGUCUACUACUGCAACCCGUCCGUGUCCAUGUCGCUGCACAUGAUCGGAUCCACGAUUGCACCGGGCUUGGUCCAAAAAUAUGGGAUUCCCGCGGCCAUCUACGUGCCGAUGACGGCCCAGUCGAUCCAAGAGCCGGUGGUUGCGGUCACGUCCAACUGCGAAGACGACCGCGACGGCUUCUUCACCGUGGAUCCGGUCAAGAAGCUCGAACGCGCGCUCGAGCGCGGAAAACCAUCCAUCGGACUCACGUGCUGGGUGUGCCAAAGCCACACGUCGCUGCAUUGGGGCGUCAAGAAUAAAGCCAUCAAGCAAGAGACAAGCAGCAAGGGCGGCAGUAGCAGUAGCACGAACAACAACGUCACGCCGCCGAAAGCACCGACGCCGCGCCCGCCGAAACCCGCGGCGACGUCGACGGCGUCGGCUGCACCGAGCCGCCACGAGCUCGCGACGACCGUCUCGACGCUGACCAAAGAGCUCGCCAACGCCCAGAAGCGAGUGACGCAAGUGAAGAACGAAGCUGACCGCCGCCUCCGCGCCGAGCUCCAGCUGCGCCGGACGUGGAAGGCGCAGACACUCGAGUACGAAGAGAAAAUCGACAAAGCGCAAACCGCUGCCGACGUGAGCCACGCCAAGGUGACGGCGCUGCGUCAAAAGCUCGCCGAAGUCGAAGCCAAGGUCGCGCACGAGGCGCUGCGGGCAGAACAAGAGGCAGGUGUCCGGCUGCAGUACGAGCAGCUCUGCGUGCAAGUCAAGGCCAAGAUCGCCCAGGCCGAAGCGCAGCAAAAGGUCCUCGAGCAAACGACCAAGACGCUGAUCCGCGAGAUCGACCGCAACGUCCAGUCGCUCAAGGCGGACACGGCCGAGACGGUCGCGGCCAUGGGCAGCGCAAGCCACGGACCCGAAUGCGUCAUUUGCCGCGACAAGACAGCGAACAUGGCCGUAUAUCCCUGCGGCCACCUCUGCUUUUGCCAAGAGGAUGGCGAGCGCUACCAGGCGCACGCGAUCCACUCCAAGAACUGCCCCGUGUGCCAAGUCGAAGUCAUUUCGCUCCUCCGCGUCUACGCCCCUUGA
Messenger RNA from Saprolegnia parasitica CBS 223.65, 1956 nucleotides. RefSeq lists its product as hypothetical. Gene Ontology annotation, molecular function: protein binding; ubiquitin protein ligase activity. Lineage: Eukaryota; Oomycota; Saprolegniomycetes; Saprolegniales; Saprolegniaceae. The record is from RefSeq and is a predicted model, not a curated record. The transcript is spliced from 10 exons. The coding region runs from base 1 to 1956 and encodes 651 amino acids. Gene Ontology annotation, biological process: ubiquitin-dependent protein catabolic process; protein ubiquitination.